AGUUGCUAAAUUUAAUUUACUGAAGCUACUACCAAUUCCUUUGGAAACACAUGACCCCCAGCUUCUUGGCUUCCUCCAUCCACUGAAGAGAGAGUUAGUCAUCAGUGUCAUAUAAGAGUGACUCAGAGUAAGGUGGGAACCGGAGGACUUCUCACACAUAUAUGAACUCAGAACUUGACGGAAGCCCAGGCAUCAACACCUCCAGGGGAUCAGUGUGGUCAGGUGGCUCAACCCUUCCUUGCCCAGCACAGUAGGCAGACGGCACUUAGCCCAGCCGGUCCACAACAGCUUCUGCGCCCCAGUUCAUUCUCAGUAAGGUCACCAUCUUCUUUUAUUGUACAAGAAAGGAGAGUUCCUGUCAUAUAUUGGAAAGAACAUGUUCUUUUGGGUAUUAGCCCUCCUAAUCUUUUGUGGUUUUGUAUGGAAUUACAAAAGACAACUAAAGAUUGCAGACAUCACUGAUAAGUACAUUUUCAUUACUGGGUGUGACACGGGUUUUGGAAAUUUGGCAGCCAGAACUUUUGAUAAAAAAGGAUUUCACGUAAUUGCUGCUUGUCUGACUGAAUCAAAAUCAACAGCUUUAAAGGCAGAAACCUCAGAAAGGCUUCACACCGUGCUUCUAGAUGUAACGGACCCAGAGAAUGUCAAGAGGACUGCCCAGUGGGUGAAAAACCAAGUUGGGGAAAAAGGUCUCUGGGGUCUGAUCAACAAUGCUGGUGUUCUCGGAGUGCUGGCUCCCACCGACUGGCUGACAGUGGAAGACUACAGGGAACCUAUUGAAGUGAACUUGUUUGGCCUCAUCGAUGUGACAUUAAAUUUGCUUCCCUUGGUCAAAAAAGCUCAAGGAAGGGUUAUCAAUGUCUCCAGCAUUGGAGGUCGGCUUGCACUUGGUGGAGGGGGUUAUACUCUCUCCAAAUAUGCAUUAGAAGGCUUCAAUGACAGCUUAAGACGGGACAUGAAAGCUUUUGGUGUACACGUUUCAUGUAUUGAACCAGGAUUAUUCAAAACAGGAUUAUCAGAUCCAGUAAAGGCCACCGAAAAAAAACUUGCCAUUUGGAAACAUCUGUCUCCAGAUAUAAAACAACAAUACGGAGAAGGUUACAUUGAAAAAAGUCUAGACAAACUGAAAGACACUAAUUCUUUUGUGAACAUGGACCUCUCCCUGGUGGUGGAGUGCAUGGACCACGCUCUCACGAGUCUCUUCCCUAAGACCCAUUAUGCUGCUGGAAGAGAUGCCAAGACCUUCUGGAUACCUCUGUCUCACAUGCCAGCAGUUUUGCAAGACUUUUUAUUGUUGAAACAGAAAGUAGAGCUGGCUAAUCCCAAGGCAGUGUGAGUCAGCUGACAACAAAUCCCUGCCCCCAGGCUAUGAGAUUGGCUGCUUUCAAGGACACAUCUCCUUUUUGGUCUCAUUCUUUACCUGAUCCCACCUGGACUCAUUUAGAUCAUGCCUCUUUUGAUAAAUGAGGGAAUCCAACCACCACUCGGGAUGUCCCAGGGUCCCUUUUCAAGCCUUCUUUGGAAAGAAGGGCAGUGAUGAUGGGUCAUAUAGAAAGGCCAGGAUGGCACCUGCCCAAUAUUGAGGUUUUGCCUGCUUAAUAGGAUGUAAAGGAAAUUGAAAGACUUUCCCAUUCAAAAUGAUAUCUAUCACCCGCUCCAUGCCUCUAGCCACUACCCCUUGAACUCCAGAAUGUUAAGUAUUUGCCCCUUACCAAAAUGUUGAGAUAAGGAGAAUACUGGGGCACGUGGGUGGCUCAGUUGGUUAAGUGUCCAACUCUUAAUUUCAGCUCAGGUCAUGAUUUCACAGUUCAUGAGUUCAAGCCCACAUCAGGCUCAGCGCUGACAGUGUGGCCUGCUUGGGAUUCUCUCUCUCUCUCUCUCUCUCUGCCCUGUUCCCCUCAAAAUAAAUAAAUAAACUUUAAAAAA
This is a messenger RNA of Acinonyx jubatus (cheetah), 1926 nucleotides long. It is a transcript of the gene DHRS9, whose product is annotated as dehydrogenase/reductase 9. NCBI's taxonomy places the organism in Eukaryota, Metazoa, Chordata, Mammalia, Carnivora, Felidae. The record is from RefSeq and is a predicted model, not a curated record. Bases 377 to 1336 code for a protein of 319 amino acids. The transcript is spliced from 5 exons.